Messenger RNA from Amorphotheca resinae ATCC 22711, 654 nucleotides. RefSeq lists its product as hypothetical. Gene Ontology annotation, biological process: ribosomal subunit export from nucleus; protein import into nucleus. Bases 1 to 654 code for a protein of 217 amino acids. Gene Ontology annotation, cellular component: nucleus; cytoplasm. Gene Ontology annotation, molecular function: GTP binding; GTPase activity. The transcript has 5 exons. The record is from RefSeq and is a predicted model, not a curated record. Lineage: Eukaryota; Fungi; Ascomycota; Leotiomycetes; Helotiales; Amorphothecaceae.
AUGGCUGAAGCCGCUUCGAACGUCCCUACCUUCAAGCUUGUCCUCGUCGGCGAUGGAGGAACUGGAAAGACCACUUUUGUCAAGCGCCAUUUGACCGGAGAGUUCGAGAAGAAAUACAUUGCAACCCUUGGUGUUGAGGUUCACCCCCUCGGAUUCAGCACGAACUUGGGCAACAUUCAAUUCGAUGUCUGGGACACUGCAGGACAAGAGAAGUUUGGAGGUCUCCGUGAUGGAUACUACAUCAACGGCCAAUGCGGUAUCAUCAUGUUCGAUGUUACUUCCCGCAUCACCUACAAGAACGUCCCCAACUGGCACCGUGACUUGGUCCGUGUCUGCGAGAACAUCCCCAUCGUCCUCUGUGGAAACAAGGUUGAUGUUAAGGAGCGCAAAGUGAAGGCCAAGACCAUCACUUUCCACAGAAAGAAGAACCUCCAGUACUACGAUAUCUCCGCUAAGUCCAACUACAACUUUGAGAAGCCUUUCUUGUGGUUGGCACGGAAGCUUGUUGGCAACCCCACUCUGGAAUUCGUUGCCGCCCCUGCUCUCGCUCCCCCCACCGCCACUGUCGACCAGGCCCUGCUCGAGCAAUACCAGAAGGAGAUGCAGGAUGCCGCACAGAUGCCACUCCCAGACGAGGACGAUGCAGACCUGUAG